CAAACUAAACUGAACCCAUGUUUCUUCACCAAAUGAACAGCCUCAGUUUUGGCAAUUUGCUGAGUUAUGUAUGCGCUGUUGAAGUAUUAGGAACUGAAAGCAUGUUAUUUGUAUGCUGAACCCUUCAGUGCUCAACAGAGCAUCUGAUGUUCGGGAAACUAUUCUAUAUCUUGUAUUAGCUUGUAUCUUUAUGCAGAAACAGUAAAUAGAUUGGUUUUUUUUUUCUCUUCAACUUGUGCUUGAGAUUUUUUACAUGUUGGGGUUCUUUCUCUCACCCAAUUGAAAUUUGCUCAACUAGAUUGUCAUUUGGAGUUUUUGAACUCCCAGUUUUGAUUUAUAUGGAUGACAGUUGAUAUGAGGUGCUUAUGCUGUUAAGAAAUAUGAUUCAAAUGUUUGUGUGAAUUGUGUUUCUCAUUUUUGAGUUUUGACAUUUAAACGGUUUGUUGCAAUUACGAGUGUGUUCCUGCACAUGGACGGAAGUUGUAGCGCUCUUCAAUGUCAUUCUCUUGAGCGUUCCUGGUUUUUGGUAAGUAUAAAACUAUAAAUGUUUGCGCAUGGUGGAAGCUCCAUUUGUUUCCAGUCAGGAAUUAAUCAGAUCAAGCCAACUGAAGCUGCUUUGUCACGCGGGUUUGGUUUCUUUAAUUGCAGACCUGCUGUCUGGCUGAAGUUCUCCUCAUUUCUCUUGGUGAGGAGUUCUUUACAUUAUGCGUUGAGUUCAAAGACGCUCGAUGUGGAGCGCUCCCAGAAGCAAAGCAAACUAACUGUAACUGCUUCAAAAGCAAUCGAGAAGAAAAUAAUCAAGAAGGCGGGCAGGAAUGAGCACCACUUAUGGAAGAAAAAAGACGCAGCUGGGUCUGGACAAAAGGCACUCAAUCUUAUUAGAAUUGUUUCUGAUCUUCCCAAUGAGAAAGAAGCUAUCUUUGGAGCAUUAGAUAAAUGGACAGCCUGGGAGAUAGAAUUCCCACUGAUUGCAGCAGCUAAGGCUUUGAAGAUUCUAAGGAAGAGGAGUCAGUGGAUGCGUGUAAUUCAAGUGGCAAAGUGGAUGCUAAGCAAAGGUCAAGGAGUGACAUUGGAAACAUAUGACACCCUUCUACUGGCAUUUGAUAUGGAUCAUAGGCCGGAUGAGGCUGAAUCUCUGUGGAAUAUGAUUCUGCAUACACAUACAUGCUCUAUCUCAAAGCGGCUUUUUUCUAGGAUGAUCUCGUUGUAUGAUCAUCAUGAAAUGGAAGAUAAGAUAAUAGAGGUAUUCGCAGAUAUGGAGGAGUUGAGUGUAAAACCAGAUGAAGAUACUGUUAAGAGAGUGGCGCGCGCUUUUCAGGUGCUGGGCCAAGAAGACAAAAGGAAACUUGUUUUGAGAAGAUAUGGGUGUAAAUGGAAGUAUAUUCACUUCGAGGGUGAAAGGGUCAAAGUGAGAACUAAUGCAUGGAUGACGAUGACAUCCUAACCAAAUGAAAUGGCAGAAAAUUCAGGUUCCACCUGUAAGCAUGCUCUUAAAUGUUAAGAGAUGAUAAAUGUUAUGAUUAUUUACAGAUUUCCCUUUCUAUAUCCCAUAAAGCUUUGCAGACAUGUACAGACACUGGAUAAGAUCCACUCGUAGAUAUCAGAGUAGGAAUCUGUUGUUAGAUAGAAGGAUCCUGUAUAUAUAUUUAUAACGAUGUAUUGAGAGUUUGUUAGAUACACCUUUGUUUUGUGGAUUA
Messenger RNA from Argentina anserina (silverweed cinquefoil), 1697 nucleotides. Its product is annotated as pentatricopeptide repeat-containing protein At4g18975, chloroplastic. The record is from RefSeq and is a predicted model, not a curated record. Lineage: Eukaryota; Viridiplantae; Streptophyta; Magnoliopsida; Rosales; Rosaceae. Gene Ontology annotation, molecular function: protein binding.